CAUAUCAGGGGCCACCACACUGCUUUUACACCCACUACUCUUUUCCAUUCUCACCCGAUUUGGUUUUUCACACUCCUCUAAGAAUGAAAAUAAUUCAACUGAUAUGAGAUGAAGGAGGUCGAACCAGUACAAUACACACAUACUGCUUCACUGCUGGUUUCCCUUCUGAGCACCAGGACUGGUACAGUUGCAGAACUUUAGAAGGAUCCAUCACUCACUUACCGUCCAGAGCCCGAGAAUGACCAAUAUCGCAAUUAUAAGGAUGGCCCUCUACUGGACAGAGUGAGAAAGACAUACACCUUGAUGCACACGUACCAGACCGUACAGUUUGUGAAAGAAAAGCAUGUACAAUGGGGUUCAUGCACUCACAGGAAAAUGAGUGUGAUGGACGCACUUAGUUUGUUGGAUAAUUUGGUUGAUGAAUCUGAUCCUGAUGUGGAUUUUCCAAACUCUUUCCAUGCAUAUCAAACAGCAGAGGGCAUCCGUCGCAUUCAUCCAGAUAAAGACUGGUUUCAGCUGGUUGGUUUGCUUCAUGAUGUUGGAAAAAUUAUGGCCCUGGAUAAUGAACCUCAGUGGUCAGUGGUCGGAGACACCUUCCCAGUGGGAUGCAAGUUCCAAGAAUCCAUUGUGUUCAGUGACACCACAUUCCGAGACAAUCCAGACACAAAGCACCCAAUAUACAGCACCAAAUAUGGAAUUUACAAGCCAAACUGUGGUCUAGAGAAUGUGCUUAUGUCAUGGGGCCAUGAUGAGUACCUGUUUAAAGUGCUUAAGUUUAAUAAGAGUUCCAUUCCUGAAGAGGGUCUUUACAUGAUUCGGUUUCAUUCAUUUUACCCAUGGCACACAGGGGGAGAUUACCAGCAUCUCUGCAAUGAUAAGGACCAUAGAAUGUUAAAUUGGGUGAAGGAGUUCAAUAAAUUUGACCUAUAUACAAAAACUGAGGACCUCCCAGAUGUAGAGCUUCUACGACCAUAUUACCAGGGGUUAAUAGACAAGUACUGCCCUGGUGUUCUGAGCUGGUGAUUCCUACUCUUCAGGAGAUCAGAAGAACAUGAAUACAUUUCCUUGGCGCCUUUGCACACUUUUCUGUUCUACUUUUCUUACCAUUAUUCCACAGAAUUCUGCAUCUCUGAUAAAAAAAAGGGGGUUUCAUUUACAGCAAAACAUUUUUCCUGUUCAAUUAAACUUCAAUUCAUAAACAUUA
Molecule: messenger RNA, 1204 nt
Organism: Xenopus tropicalis (tropical clawed frog)
Lineage: Eukaryota; Metazoa; Chordata; Amphibia; Anura; Pipidae
Gene: miox
Product: myo-inositol oxygenase
Exons: 11
Coding region: 304-1023 (239 amino acids)
Biological process (GO): inositol catabolic process
Cellular component (GO): cytoplasm
Molecular function (GO): inositol oxygenase activity; iron ion binding
Source: RefSeq, a predicted model, not a curated record